AUGGACUGGCUGCCGAACCCGAGCUGGAGUGCGAAUGUCCUGCGGGCGAGUUGGGUGUUUUUGAGUGUCCCAGCGAUCGUGUUGACCUGGGGGCGUAUCAUUCUCGACAUGAGGCAAAGUUGGGCUGCGGAGCUGGGCCUUUACUUCUUCCACCAACGUUGUAUGCCGCCUUGGCUCCGCUGGUCCCGCUGCUUUGGCCCACUGCUUAGCCGCUCCAGAAGAGGGAGAAAAGGGGGGGGGGUGUCCAGCCCGACGCGCCGCUCCUUUGCCACUCGUGAGUGUCUGCGCAGCCUCGAACCCGUCCAGUCUCCGUCCGGCGUCUGCUCUGGCUUCGGUUCUCCUGCGCUGCGAUCCAAAACGCUCGCUCCUGUAGCUCCUUCCGUGCGCUUCCCCCGAGUCUCCGUUUCUUUCUUUUUCUCUCCUUCUCCCCUCUCUCCCCACCUGUUCCCGUUUUGUCCUCAACCUGGCUGA
Molecule: messenger RNA, 471 nt
Organism: Knipowitschia caucasica
Lineage: Eukaryota; Metazoa; Chordata; Actinopteri; Gobiiformes; Gobiidae
Source: the annotation of a GenBank genome assembly